This is a messenger RNA of Suillus plorans, 876 nucleotides long. RefSeq lists its product as uncharacterized. The record is from RefSeq and is a predicted model, not a curated record. NCBI's taxonomy places the organism in Eukaryota, Fungi, Basidiomycota, Agaricomycetes, Boletales, Suillaceae. The coding region runs from base 1 to 876 and encodes 291 amino acids. The transcript is spliced from 5 exons.
AUGGAUGGAUAUAUACCAAUUCUAAAUCAAGAUCAAAUCACCCCUGAACGCGACCGUCACUCGCAACGUGAACGCGAUAGACUCAAUCGACUUCAGAUGACAUCUCCUACAAGGCGCAAUCGUUGCCAUGCUGCCCAUGAUGAUCAGAAUAGGCCUCCGCCUCCUGUACCCCAGCCUAAUUUUGUGCCGGCUAAUGAACCCCCAGGGCCUGUUCCACAACCUCCUCUCUACUUUCGAUAUCCACCGCUACCAGUUGAGCAGUAUCCUGGCUUGCCACGAAAUGCGAUUGCACAUCAACAGGACAGAGAUGAGAUAAGACAGCAGGCACAGGCAGAACUUAUGCAGCCUCCACAGGUGCUUCCAAUUCAUAACCAGCACAUUCAACCUGCUCCUCCUGCUCCUCCUGUGUAUGGCCCUAUUCAUUAUGAGGAACCAGAUUAUCAGCAGUUUAAUCUUCAAUUUCAAAAUCAUAUCAAUGCAGAGCAAAGGGAACACGAGCGCAUUAGAAAUGACUUGCUUCAAAGGCAAGCACAGGAGGAAUUCCGUCGAAAUCAAGUGCAGCUACAAUUGCAGCAGCAAGAGGCUGAGAGGGUCCGUAGACAGGCUCAAUUGCAGCAGGAGGAGGCUCUUUACCUCCAGCAGCAAGAAGCUGAAAGGAUCCAAAGACAGGCUCAAUUGCAGCAGCAAGAAGCUGAGAGGAUCCAGAGACAGGCUCAAUUGCAGCAGCAUGAGGUUCUUCGCUUGCAGCAACAAGAAGCUGAGAGAAUUCAAAGACAGGCUCAAUUGCAGCAGCAUGAGACAGGCUCAAUUGCAGCAGCAGGAGGCUCUUCACCUACAGCAGCAGCAAGCUCUUCACCUGCAGCAACGGCAAGCUGA